This is a messenger RNA of Aureobasidium melanogenum CBS 110374, 393 nucleotides long. RefSeq lists its product as uncharacterized. The record is from RefSeq and is a predicted model, not a curated record. Lineage: Eukaryota; Fungi; Ascomycota; Dothideomycetes; Dothideales; Saccotheciaceae. The coding region runs from base 1 to 393 and encodes 130 amino acids. The transcript has a single exon.
AUGACUUUGUCAACCUCGCCUUUGCUCGUCAACUCCGCCGGCGUCCUCGGCCAUCUCCUCGUUGUAGGCGGAUCUGCCGCAGUCUUCAGCCCACGCUCUGUCAUCGGAGCCUUUGGUCUCGACACACCCUCGGCACCUGAAUCUCAAAGAUUAAUCGAUCUACUCGUCCCACUGUACGGUUUCCGAGAACUUUCACUUGGACUGUCUAUGGUCGCUGUCUGGAGAUACGGCAACAUCAAAACUCUAGGUUGGACGACCAUGGCGGUGGUUGUUACUGCGCUUGGCGAUGGGUGGGUGGCCAGAAAGCAACGCAAGGGCAUGGAGUGGGUGCAUUGGGGGCUGACACCGAUUGCGUUGGGACUGGGAGCUGGUCUGCUUGGAUACUUUGAUUGA